AUGCCUCCCAACGUCGUUGAUACUCAAAACGCCGAAGAGCUUACCGAAUACCUCGAACAACUCGAUUUGAAGAAACUUGUUCGUGAGAAUAAAAUUUAUGCUGUCUAUCCCGAAGUGUAUUAUCCUCCAUUGAAGCCUUAUGACCACAAGGAUCCUGGUCUAUUGGCCGAUCCCAAGAAGGCAUCCAUUUACGAUGCUGCCGAGAAGAUUUUUAAUUUGACCCCACAUAUCGGUACUGAAGUCCAUGGCAUCCAACUUUCUAACCUGGCUGAACAGCAAAAGAACGAUCUGGCAUUGCUCGUUGCUGAACGCGGUGUUGUCUUUUUCCGCGAUCAAGAUAUUCGCCCAAAAAAGUCGUUGGAGCUUGGCAGAUAUUAUGGUCCAUUGCAUAUUCACAAUGUUGGCGGCCAUCCACCUAAUGUACCCGAGAUCCUUACACUUCAAAUCGAGCAUACUGAUCCAAAGGUCCGUGAACGUCUCAGUUACCGUAGUCCUGGUGACGGUUGGCAUAGUGAUAUCAGCUAUGAGUUGCAACCUGGCGGUCUUGCUUUCCUUAAAAUCGACACGCUACCGGGUGAAGCGGGUGGUGAUACACUUUGGGGUAGCGCGUAUGAGGCUUAUGAUCGGCUCUCUCCUGCAUGGAAGAAGUUUGCUGAAGGCCUCAAAGCUGUCCAUUCGGGUGACGUCCAUCGUGAAACUGCUCGUCUUACAGGCCAUCCUUUGCGUCGUGAAGCACCCGAUAAUGUCCAUCCCGUGGUGCGAGUUCAUCCUGUAACCGGCUGGAAAGCAUUAUACGUGAACCGUGGUUUCACUCGCCGUAUUGUCGACUUCACGCGUCGUGAGUCCGAUGCAGUCUUGAACUUCCUCUUUGAUCAUAUCGAAACUGGAGCUGACUUUCAGGUUCGCUUCAAGUGGACUGAAGAUACGGUAGCUGUUUGGGAUAACCGAGUAACUUACCACAAUCCCGUCUAUGAUUACUUUGGCUCUGGAUUACGCCAUGGCUAUCGGGUCUCCCCAUCCGCUGAAAGACCUUACUUUGAUCCCAACGGCAAGUCGAGACGCGAAGCUUUGGCCGAGAAGGAAGCUGCAGAAGCUAAAACAAAGUCUUAA
This is a messenger RNA of Zychaea mexicana, 1110 nucleotides long. RefSeq lists its product as uncharacterized. The transcript is spliced from 8 exons. The record is from RefSeq and is a predicted model, not a curated record. Gene Ontology annotation, cellular component: cytoplasm. The coding region runs from base 1 to 1110 and encodes 369 amino acids. Lineage: Eukaryota; Fungi; Mucoromycota; Mucoromycetes; Mucorales; Lichtheimiaceae. Gene Ontology annotation, molecular function: 2-oxoglutarate-dependent dioxygenase activity.